Messenger RNA from Drosophila nasuta, 606 nucleotides. RefSeq lists its product as uncharacterized. The transcript is spliced from 3 exons. Bases 22 to 606 code for a protein of 194 amino acids. Lineage: Eukaryota; Metazoa; Arthropoda; Insecta; Diptera; Drosophilidae. The record is from RefSeq and is a predicted model, not a curated record.
GUUGUGGUGGAUGAGAUUAACAUGUUAAAAUCUAGAGUUUUACAUGGAGAAGAAUCUGUGGUUCAAAGUAAUAAUGUUGAACCAAAUAUUGACUCUUUAAAUAGAGAAAGUGAAGAGUUGGAUUUUCCUUUGGAGGAAGAGAUUGAAUCUGUUGAUUCUGGAUUAAAUUUACAACUCAAUGAAAAUUCCACAAAUCUUGAGAAUGCCGAUCCAGUUGUAACUGGUGAUAAAUUAAAAGAAAUUGAAAAUGAUGAAGAAAUCAGACGCAGUGAAAGACUUAGAGUUAAUUUUGACGAAAUUAACUUUCGUGAUGACAGAUCUCUAUGGGAAGAAGCCAUAAAAGAUGAACUCAACUCCCAUUUUGAAAAUAACACUUGGUCCUUAGUGCAAAAGCCAAACAAUAAAAACAUAGUUGAUUCACCUGCGAUAGUAUCUGCGUCUGCUGUACCAAUGCUGCUGAUAUCGCAGCCGCAAUUACCUGUUGUAUUUCUUGGCCAACAGCACUUGCCGCUGGCUGAGCUAUUGGACUCUGAACUACAACCGGUUGCGGAGCUUGUGGAAUUGGAGUCGGCUGCCUUGGGUGCGAGCUGGACCUACUACCAGUAG